Besnoitia besnoiti is the source of this 3324-nucleotide messenger RNA. RefSeq lists its product as uncharacterized. The record is from RefSeq and is a predicted model, not a curated record. NCBI's taxonomy places the organism in Eukaryota, Apicomplexa, Conoidasida, Eucoccidiorida, Sarcocystidae. The transcript is spliced from 6 exons. The coding region runs from base 1 to 3324 and encodes 1107 amino acids. Gene Ontology annotation, cellular component: cytoplasm.
AUGACAUCGAUCAACGAAACUGUCGCCGUGGCGGCUGCUCUUUCGGCGACGCCGGCCGCCGGAGCCGGGGUCGCCUCGCAAGAAGAAUCGCACCAUCACACCCCGAAAGUGAAGGUUGAGGUUCCUCCGGUAGCAUCCGUCCGGCUCCUGCGGUCUCUGCUGUCUCACUACAAGGCUUGCCGCUUCUAUCUGGAUGCAAACAAGAAGACGCUUCUUGCGCCUUCCCGUGUCAGAGGGCUGCAUGGCCUUGCCGCGGAAAAGGUGCUAACUGGACAGUCGCUGGCGACUCGUCAGGCCAGCCGAGAUUCAGCAGUCAACCAGGUCGAAGGAACAACGUGCGCCAGAGAUGACUGCUGGUGCAGAUCUCUCGUAGCUCUGAAGGGCAGUCUGGCGAUUUCUCUCAGUCCUGGGAGCUCCGUCGCAACUUUCCAAGAUAUUUACGAGGAGGCACAAAGAGAGGCCCACUUGCUGCGCACGGGGCCGCAGGAUCAGUUCACUCUUCGAGAAGGUCUCCUUUCGCGGGCUGUGCUCCACUGUGAAUUCGAGGUUGCCUCCGGCAGUCUCGAGGUCUGGCCGAGCUCUGAGGCGCUCACAGACCCCGCAGAUGAGAUCCUGGCUCAGGAGCACCGAGCCCACGUCCAGCGGAAGCUGGUAGAAAGUGUGCGCCCCGAGAUGGAGGCGGCUGCGAAGAAGGCUGCAGCCGGGCCGCCUGAGCAAGCGAGCGAGGAGCGCGCCGCCGCGCCUGCGCCGCCGCAGGCAAAGAGAGACGAGGCAGCUGACGCGCGCCGCGCCGAGCACUUCCAGGCGAAAGCAGCCGACGAGCAACGCAGGCACUUCGUAUUCGCUUCCUCCCCCGAUUCCGGGAAACUUCGCUCCUUCGAGGAAGCUGUCAAGGCAGUUUUGCGGGGCCCUGCAGGGCGUGAACUCGAGGGAGUCGGAGUGAAAGAGCCGCGGCGGAGCGGGGAGGCUGCAUGCGGAUCUCCAGGUUACGCGGAGCUUCUUCUACAGCAGCUUUUGUUCCUUCUGUGGGGCCCAGCUGAUGCGACGUUCACGGACGAAGUCCUUGCGUGCCGACCGUCUGUUUGGCGCUCCCGGUUGGCCGCGUGCGGCGCCUGCACCACUGUGAAAACUAUGUGCUGCGGCGCGCGCGCAUGCAGAGAGCAAGGCUGCUGCGAUUGCUGCAUCAGAAAGCGCAUCCAGGUAAAGGAACUCAAGACGCCGGGCGUGGGUGACGCCCCAAGUGGCGGCGCCGCGUCCGCGGGGGAACACGCCACGGGGUCUGUUCUGAAGUCGAACCUGGAGGCGCGACAUGCGGAGAUGGAGCAGAACGGCUUGGAGUUUUUCGAUUGCACAUGCAGCAGGUUCAGGAGCUCGGUGAUCCCGAUUGUCGAUAAUGAAGUCGCAGGAUACCUCGACGAGGACUCCUUGCUCUUGCCCGAGGAUCCCUCGGCGAAGAAUCGCCGGAAGGGGUCAAGCGAAGGAGGCGGAGAGGGGGAGGGAAAAGCCGCUGAUCGCCUAGUCAAGUAUACCUUCGCAGUAUCGCAGAGUGGCGAGAGCGACAGUGACGAUUCGUGGAACUAUGAGCCCUCGUCGACUUCUUCAUCGGAUGACGAGGACGAUGACCAGACAGAAUAUGCGGCAGGGGGCGUCUCGCCUCUCACUCCGAAUCAAUUGAUGGAUUUGCCUGCGUCUGCGCCGCGCCGAAGGCUCCACCAGGUGGCGAUGCCGGGCACGCCGACUGCGAGUUCUGACAGGACGCACGGCGAAACAAGCUUUGUCGGGUGUGCAGAACAACGUGGAAAAGAGACGAAAGCACUUCGCGGGGCUACGAGAGGCGCGCGUAAAUCUUGUCAGCGCGCGUCAGCCCUCAACACUGCCGACUCAGUGCGGCAUCUCGGCAAGCAGAUCGACCGGGCGAUCGAGUUGCUUGGAGGGAGCUGCGUUCCUUUUCUCAACUCGGUCUGCCCGACGGACGCGCAUUGGAUGGUUUCAGGAGCGGCGUUCACCAAUCGCACAAGCGCGUUUGGCGCCGCCACGUUCAGCGUCAGCACAAGCAGCAGCAGCAUGGCGUUUUCCUGCUCUGAGUCCUGGGAAGUGCUUCUCCUCCUGAAAAGCUCCCAGCGCGUGAGCGACACGCUCGCGAGACCUCUGCAUGGCUGCGUAGAUCUGCUUCUCGAAGAGCCUGCCUCCCGCAGUUGCACGAUGAACACGCACGCCGCUGCCCGGGCUUAUGACGCGGAGCCGCAGGGGAGGGGCCGGGCGGACGCGGACUCUCGAAGCCACGCGACAACGACGUGGACUUGCGAAUGCCCAGCGCAUGCAAUCAGAGACUACAGCCGACGCCACGUCGCUCUUCCACUGUGGACGCAAGAAAAUGCGUCAGGGUCUGUCCAUGCAUCCCCCCGGGAUUCGACGUCGGCGCAGCAACCGGCGGACGACGGAGAUUGCGCGACCAGGGAGCAGCACGAGGAAAAAGAGGGAAGCUGCCGUGUCGAGGCGACAGGCGAGAGGUCUGGCUGCGGCUCAGCGUCGCCGCGCAGUGCCCUGAACUGGUGGCAGCGUGUGACGGUUCGCGAUGAGCUGUCGCUAGUGGAAACAAAGCGACUGGAAGAGGGCAUGGAGUUCAGGUGCUUUGUCGGCGGCGGCAAGGUCCUGGGGAUCACUCAGCGAUUCCUCCAAGACUACUUCCCGUUCCUAGUCAAGAAGCGGCAGCUGCAGGAGAAAGUCAGGCGCGCGAUCGUGUCUUUCGUGGAGCGCGUAGUCGUUGGUGCCGAGGGCAGCGAAGGUGUGGAAGGUAAAGACACACGACCACCGUUCCUCCGACGAUUCGUCCUCGAUGUAUACGUCCAGCGAAAGAAGAAAAGAGACGAAGAAACAACAGAAGCUGAAGAGCCGUCAUGUUGCUUCAAGUGCUGGAUUCUGAAUGUUCUGCCUUGGGGCGGAAAAACUGACUCUCUCCUUUUCACGUGGGAGGAGCUGCGGACGAUCGCCUACACUCUGGGUGAGCCAGAGGACUGCGCCGCAGAGGCAGGCACCGGCUCAGGUGGCCUUCAGGCGGCGACGCGCGACACUGGAACCGGCGUUGAAGGACGCAUGCCGCAGCUGCGCGUUAUAGAGCACCAGGGCGACGCAGAUUCUUCACUGAGAGACGGUGCCCUUCAGCUGCCAAAGGAGCUGCAAGAUAUUGCGAGCGUUGCAGGAGCCGGAGGAAUGCAGCGUGGCGGCCCCUCUCUCGAGGAUCUUCUUCACGACCUUCAGGCCGCACAUUCCGACGCUCUGCGCUCUCAGAAAAAGCAUGCUGCCCAAGCAGAGAAGAAAAAAUAA